CGGGGCCGAUCGGCUAGUUCGGGAGCGGGUAGUGGCGGCGGUCGGUCGGCAGGGGGCGCUCGGGCUCCGGCGCGCGGCGGCGGCUGCGCCAUUGGCGGGUCGGAAAUGCCGCCAGAUGGCGGUUUAGGAUUGCAGCUCCGCUGAGCGCGGCCCCCGCGAACGCCACCGCCCCGGCCCCGGCCUGGCUCCGGCCCGCACCCACCUAGACCCCACGCGCCAGUCGUAGCGCAGGCUCCAGGGGCGCUGCCCGGCCCGAGGUAUCAGGAGUGCCAGCCAGAGGCUCCAUUGCAUGUUAAUACAUUCUUAAAGGUUGGACUUUGAGAUUAAUGAAAAUAGUUACCAGGAAGUUGUCUUGUAACGUCACCACUAGAAGAAAUUCUAUGUAGUUCUAAUAUUUCAUAGAGGGUGCUGUGCUACAAAAAUGAUUACUUCAGAUUUGCCGGUGUUACAGGAUUCAACAAAUGAAACUACUGCACAUUCAGAUGCUGGCAGUGAGCUUGAAGAAACAGAAGUCAAAGGAAAGAGAAAAAGGGGCCGUCCUGGCAGGCCUCCAUCUGCCAAUAAGAAACCUCGAAAGUCUCCAGGAGAUAAGAGCCGUUCUGAACCUGGAACUAGAGGAAUAGGUCGUGGAAGAGCUAAUGGUCACCCUCAACAGAAUGGAGAAGGCGGGGACCCUGUCACUUUGUUUGAGGUGGUGAAACUGGGGAAAAGUGCGAUGCAGUCUGUGGUGGACGACUGGAUUGAAUCAUAUAAACAAGACAGGGAUAUAGCACUUCUGGAUUUAAUCAACUUCUUUAUCCAGUGUUCAGGAUGUCGAGGUACUGUAAGAAUUGAAAUGUUCAGGAACAUGCAAAAUGCAGAAAUCAUCAGGAAAAUGACUGAGGAAUUUGAUGAGGACAGUGGUGAUUACCCGCUUACCAUGCCUGGGCCACAAUGGAAAAAAUUUCGCUCAAACUUUUGUGAGUUCAUUGGAGUGCUCAUUCGACAGUGUCAGUAUAGCAUCAUUUAUGAUGAAUAUAUGAUGGAUACAGUGAUCUCUCUUCUGACUGGUUUGUCGGAUUCCCAGGUCCGAGCUUUCAGGCAUACCAGUACUCUUGCUGCUAUGAAGCUUAUGACUGCUCUUGUGAAUGUUGCCUUAAACCUGAGUAUUCACCAGGAUAAUACACAGAGGCAGUAUGAAGCUGAGAGAAACAAAAUGAUUGGUAAGAGAGCUAAUGAAAGAUUGGAGCUGCUGCUUCAAAAAAGGAAAGAGCUGCAAGAAAACCAAGAUGAAAUCGAAAAUAUGAUGAACUCUAUUUUUAAGGGCAUAUUUGUUCAUAGAUACCGUGAUGCUAUUGCUGAGAUUAGAGCUGUUUGUAUUGAGGAAAUUGGAGUGUGGAUGAAAAUGUACAGUGAUGCCUUCCUGAAUGAUAGUUAUUUAAAAUAUGUCGGUUGGACACUACAUGACAGGCAAGGUGAAGUGAGGUUGAAGUGUUUGAAAGCUCUACAGAGUCUGUACACCAACAGAGAGUUGUUCCCUAAACUGGAGCUAUUCACUAACAGAUUCAAGGAUCGCAUUGUAUCAAUGACACUUGAUAAGGAAUAUGAUGUUGCUGUGGAAGCCAUUCGAUUAGUCACUCUAAUACUUCAUGGAAGUGAAGAAGCUCUGUCCAAUGAAGACUGUGAGAAUGUUUAUCACUUGGUGUACUCAGCACACCGGCCGGUUGCAGUAGCAGCUGGAGAGUUCCUUCACAAAAAACUGUUUAGCAGGCAUGACCCCCAGGCAGAAGAAGCAUUAGCGAAGAGGAGAGGACGGAACAGUCCAAAUGGAAACCUCAUUAGGAUGUUGGUUCUUUUCUUUCUUGAAAGUGAGUUGCAUGAACAUGCAGCUUACUUAGUGGAUAGUUUGUGGGAGAGCUCUCAAGAACUGCUGAAGGACUGGGAGUGCAUGACAGAAUUGCUAUUGGAAGAACCAGUUCAAGGAGAAGAAGCAAUGUCUGACCGACAAGAGAGUGCUCUGAUUGAGUUGAUGGUGUGUACAAUUCGACAAGCUGCUGAAGCACAUCCGCCAGUGGGCAGGGGGACUGGCAAGAGAGUGUUAACUGCAAAAGAAAGGAAAACUCAGAUAGAUGACAGAAACAAAUUGACUGAACAUUUCAUUAUUGCGCUUCCUAUGUUACUUUCAAAGUAUUCUGCUGAUGCAGAGAAAGUAGCAAAUCUUCUGCAAAUCCCCCAGUAUUUUGACCUGGAAAUCUACAGUACAGGCAGAAUGGAGAAGCAUCUGGAUGCCUUGUUAAAGCAGAUUAAGUUUGUUGUGGAGAAGCAUGUAGAAUCAGAUGUUCUAGAAGCCUGCAGUAAAACCUAUAGCAUCCUGUGCAGUGAAGAAUAUACCAUUCAAAAUAGAGUUGACAUAGCCCACAGCCAGCUGAUUGAUGAAUUUGUGGACCGAUUCAACCAUUCGGUAGAGGAUCUGUUGCAGGAGGGAGAAGAAGCAGAUGAUGAUGAUAUAUACAAUGUGCUUUCCACUUUGAAGAGAUUAACUUCUUUUCAUAAUGCUCAUGAUCUCACAAAGUGGGAUCUGUUUAGUAACUGCUACAGAUUACUGAGGACUGGAAUUGAACAUGGAGCUAUGCCAGAGCAGAUAGUUGUUCAGGCACUACAGUGUUCCCAUUACUCUAUUCUCUGGCAGCUGGUGAAAAUCACAGAAGGCUCCCCCUCCAAAGAGGACUUGUUGGUAUUGAGGAAAACUGUGAAAUCCUUUCUGGCUGUCUGCCAGCAGUGCCUAUCGAAUGUCAACACUCCAGUCAAAGAACAGGCUUUCAUGCUGCUCUGUGAUCUCUUGAUGAUUUUUAGCCACCAGCUGAUGACUGGAGGUAGAGAGGGUCUUCAACCUUUGGUGUUCAAUCCAGACUCUGGGCUCCAGUCUGAACUCCUUAGCUUUGUGAUGGACCAUGUCUUCAUUGACCAAGAUGAUGAGAACCAGAGCAUGGAGGGAGAUGAAGAGGAUGAAGCUAACAAAAUAGAGGCUUUACAUAAAAGAAGGAACCUUCUGGCAGCCUUUAGCAAACUUAUUAUCUAUGAUAUAGUAGACAUGCAUGCAGCAGCAGAUAUCUUCAAACACUAUAUGAAGUACUACAAUGACUAUGGCGAUAUCAUUAAGGAAACAUUGAGUAAAACAAGGCAAAUUGAUAAAAUCCAAUGUGCGAAGACACUGAUUCUCAGUUUGCAGCAGCUGUUUAAUGAGCUUGUUCAGGAACAAGGUCCCAAUCUGGACAGGACGUCUGCCCACGUCAGUGGGAUUAAGGAACUGGCCCGUAGGUUUGCCCUCACCUUUGGGCUGGAUCAGAUCAAGACAAGAGAGGCCGUGGCCACGCUGCACAAAGAUGGCAUAGAAUUUGCCUUCAAAUACCAGAAUCAAAAAGGACAAGAAUAUCCACCUCCUAACCUUGCUUUCCUUGAAGUGCUUAGCGAAUUUUCUUCUAAACUGUUGCGGCAGGACAAAAAGACUGUUCAUUCAUACUUGGAGAAGUUCCUGACAGAACAGAUGAUGGAAAGGCGGGAAGAUGUAUGGCUUCCACUGAUUUCCUAUAGAAAUUCACUAGUUACUGGGGGUGAAGAUGACAGGAUGUCUGUGAACAGCGGAAGUAGUAGCAGCAAAGCAUCUUCAGUGAGGAAUAAGAAAGGACGACCUCCACUUCACAAAAAAAGGGUGGAGGAUGAGAGUCUGGAAGGCUCAUGGCUAAACAGGAACGACACCAUUCAAACACCAGGGGCUCUGCAAACACCACAGCUCACUUCAACUGUAUUGAGAGAGAACACUAGACAAAUGGGAGAGCAGAUUCAAGAGCAUGAGUCAGAACAUGGAUCUGAACAAGAUUUUUUACACAAUCCCCAGAUGCAGAUAUCUUGGUUGGGCCAGCAGAAGCUAGAAGAUUUAAAUCGAAAGGACAGGACAGGAAUGAACUACAUGAAAGGGAGAAGUGGUGUAAGGCAUGCAGUACGGGGUCUAAUGGAGGAUGAUGCUGAGCCCAUCUUUGAAGAUGUAAUGAUGUCCUCACGAGGUCAGCUAGAGGAUAUGAAUGAGGAGUUCGAAGACACCAUGGUUAUUGAUCUGCCACCUUCAAGAAACCGACGAGAACGAGCUGAAUUGAGGCCGGACUUCUUUGACUCUGCAGCUAUCAUUGAGGACGAUUCAGGAUUUGGAAUGCCUAUGUUCUGAAGUCUGGGGAAGACGUUUUACAAAUUUGGAACUCUAUUGUUUAGAGCUAGAGGCCUAUAUACUGUGAUAGCUUGUAUGAAAACCACAUUUUUGAUGUGAUAUGGUUUGAUUUUUAACCAAAUGAUUACAGUCAAUCCCAUUUUGUAGUGAAAGAGGAGAAGAGGACCUUCUUAAUGAUACAAAGGAAUGUUGGCCAAUCCAAUCACCUCAGAAAGGCUGACCUAAAAGAAUCGUUUGUAUCCCUGUUCUUGACUGUCCUUAUACAGAUGUUUUUUUUCUGGAUGGGAAGGGAGUUUUAAAUUGUUAAGACAGCUGUCAAAAUAAACACUGUUCUACACAUGUUUUCUGAAAACAUUGAAUGAAAACAAAAAACUUUUUAACUUUAUUUUUCUGCUGUACAAUUUAAAACUGUUUUAACAUUUGCCUUUUUAUGUUUUAAAAGCUAGCCAUUUUUAUUAAACCUAUGCCUGUCAGUGACUGACUAGCAAUGAUGCUAUAAGCAGGUCAUCCUGGCUGCAGAAAUGUGUUUUUAAACACACUGGAUUUGAUUAACAGUAUGGUACGUGUAUAUCCUCUCAUAGGCAUUGAAAAGAGCAGAACACUCUUACAAAAGAGGUUAGAAAUCUAAUGAAGUGCAUCUCUGCCAAAAAAGUCAGAUUCUGAUAUGAUAAACCCAGAUUUUAUACUCUUGAGAAGAUUUAUUUUUAUUUAUAAUGGGGCAUAAAAUAAGAGAUGUCCAUGAAGCCACUUUUCCAACAGAUGCUGUGUAACAUUCAUUUUAUAUAGCACAUGGGGACACAAAAACAGUACAUUUUCUAUUGGUACUUGCUCUGUGCAUUUUUAGCAACUUAUACCAGCAAAUAAAGUAUUCUCAGUAAAACACACAAAUGGUUCUCAAGUAGUCACUUUGCUGUUUUUACUACCUAUUUCAUGCCCUGCCAAUCCAAGGUACAUAAACAGCAACUUUCCUAUAUAAAAUAGAUCAAGGGGGGAAAAAAGGAAUCGCUUUAGCAUUCUAAAAGCAAUUUUAAUUGUACCAUAUAAAAAUGUCUACUUUCCAUGCCGCAAAUACCCUUUUGUGCUAUUUUUGUAAAUUAAUUUUGCCAGUUAGAAGUACUGUAUGUGCUGCAUAGAAAUUUGUGCUUAGAUGGUGAAGUUCUUAAGCUUACAAUGGAAUACAGCUACAUUUUCAGUGUUAACUGUGCAUAUUAAGAGUAAUUCUUUGAAAAAAUACAAUUUUUCAAAAAAGUAAAAAAAACCCAAAAAGUUCUCAGCUAAUUCAUUGUAAUAAGAGAUUUUCAGUGUCUUCGAUGAUUUGGAAUCUCAUUAUGCUUAGAUUUUAUGACUCUGCCUAGUAGCUGCUACUGUAGUUUAAAACUGGCCUGACAUUCAGAGGUGCUGACCACCCACAACUCCCACUGACUAAAGGACCUCUGAAAAUCAGCACCAAAACGUUAAUCUUCCUUUCUGAGUUUGAAUGUUAGCAUUUGAGAUACAAAGCGUAUUGACCCACUUCAAGCACAGCAGGUUUAGAGUUGCUUUUAUUAGCAACUGCAAAAUUAUCAUGGAGCUUUCUCUUUUACAAGGUCAUUUGGAAAAAACCAUCAUGUACACAUAGUACUUACCUUUGGGGAGGAAAAAACAACUAAUGUAAAAACAAAUCAUUCUUUUCAUUCUUUUAACAGCUGAGAUUUUUCUCAAUGUGUACAGUUCUCAGAAAGUCUUGGUUGCCAAAAAUGUUUAACUCGGUAAUUCAGCCAUUCCUCAAGUGUAGAUGGGUAACUAUUGUAACAGCCUCUGAGGUUGCUAGAUCAUUUCUUUAUAACGAGGGUGCAAGUUACCCCCAGGGGAUAGAGGGUGGGCAGGAAUGGCUGCAUUAUCAUGUCAGCACUGUAGUUCUGUGAGCACAGUAGCAUAAUAAAUGCUGCAUGGUUUGAGUCAUAGUCACAGACAAACCUCGUGCUUCGCAGUCCUCUGUGUGGAAAACUGAACCCUGAGUUAUAGAUUGUAAACUACUGUAUAACACAACAAAGGUCACUUGGACGGCCCCUCCAAUGGGUUUCCAGUUCAGUUCGCAGUCAAUAGGUUUUUUGUAUUGAGAGUGUCUCCUUGAUUGGUUUUGCUAGUAAUUCUGUAAAUUGUACAUUUACAAUAUGAGGUUUUUUUUUCCUUUUGUACAAUUUAAAACUGAUGCUUCACCUUUCCUUUAAUAAACUAUUCAAAGUCA
Chelonia mydas (Green sea turtle) is the source of this 6425-nucleotide messenger RNA. It is a transcript of the gene STAG1, whose product is annotated as stromal antigen 1. Gene Ontology annotation, biological process: sister chromatid cohesion. NCBI's taxonomy places the organism in Eukaryota, Metazoa, Chordata, Testudines, Cheloniidae. The record is from RefSeq and is a predicted model, not a curated record. The coding region runs from base 422 to 4198 and encodes 1258 amino acids. Gene Ontology annotation, molecular function: chromatin binding. The transcript is spliced from 35 exons. Gene Ontology annotation, cellular component: nucleus; cohesin complex; chromatin.